GAAUUGAUAUGUUUAAUAUAUUGGAGAAGACAAGUAUUUUAUAGCACACGGUUUCAAUCUAAACUACGGGCUCUCUUGGAAUGACCCCCAAACCCAGUACAGAACUUUAGAACAUGCUUCUCCUUUUUUAUUCACAAAAUCAAAUCACCCGUUACUCUCAUUCCAAUAAAGAUAAAACUAAACACCUUACAUCACCUCAAUGUCAUCUUGUGUCUGCAAUUCUAAGCACAAUCCUUUAUGUUAGUUCCUAUCUCAUGUUCUUAAAGGUAAUAUACAUUUCUGGAUAAUUAGUCACACUUAUAGAAAUGAGAGAGAGUGAAGUUGUAGAUUUUCCUUAUCUACAAUAGGUAUUGUAAUAAUAGGCUUUGUUAUAGAUUCUUAAAUAACCUUAAAGGCAUUAUCCAAGGGUAAUUGAAAGGAAGAGUGAUUUAAAUUUAAUGAUGAUAAAUGAUAGUAUUCUAUUCCUAACCGACAAGCAGAACAAAGGAUAACUAUCACCAAAAUAUCUACUCCAAAGCACUUAAGUAAAAGCACCCAACCGACCACACCGCAAAACAAGCCAAGCCUCGAUCUUAGAACCUUCAACUCACUGAAGAUUAAAGAGUUAUAACUCCUCCCUCACUGACCAAAAAACCUAAAGCUUUGUCAUUUAGUGACGUCACAACCUGCAAACAGAUAUAUAAAUGCGCACACGCAAAGGGUUCUUCAGAAACGCCCCAGAAUAAAUCAAAAGCUACUUCUUCUGUUGCAGUGAGAACCGUGGAUGUAGAUGCUUUGCAAGCCAAAUUUAGAGACUCCAACAACAAAAGCUAUGGUCAACACCUACCACACCUCCAAACUCUGUUCAAACCAGUGUGGUUCUAGCCUUGUGCAGACAAUCGACGCACCUUUACCUCUGGUGUGGUCCCUCAUUCGGCGCUUUGAGAACCCACAGGGUUACAAACUCUUCGUCAAGAAGUGCACCAUGGUCGCCGGUGAUGGUGGCAUUGGAAGUGUACGUGAGGUGAUGGUCACGUCCGGGUUACCGGCCGGUGUGAGUGUGGAGAGGUUAGACAAGCUUGAUGAUGAGAAACAUGUGUUAAAGUUUAGCAUAAUUGGCGGCGAUCACAGGCUUGCGAAUUACAGUUCGACGAUAACUUUGCAUGAAGAAGAAGAGAAAUAUGGGAAGACGGUGGCGAUUGAGUCGUACGUGGUGGAUGUUCCGGCGGGAAGUAGUGGUGAAGACACGUGCUGCUUUGCGAAUACCAUCAUAGCUUGCAAUCUUAGGUCCUUGGCUAAGAUCACAGAACAAAUGGUUUGUAAGUGAGUUAAGGUUUUAGCUACCUACUUAGUUAUCUUCAGACCUUUAUUUGUUGUGUUAUUAUGUUGAGUGUUGUUGUUAAUGAUGUAAGUCUGGUUUAUGGAU
Messenger RNA from Vigna unguiculata (cowpea), 1405 nucleotides. RefSeq names its product abscisic acid receptor PYL12-like. Gene Ontology annotation, cellular component: cytoplasm; nucleus. Lineage: Eukaryota; Viridiplantae; Streptophyta; Magnoliopsida; Fabales; Fabaceae. Gene Ontology annotation, biological process: abscisic acid-activated signaling pathway. Gene Ontology annotation, molecular function: abscisic acid binding; protein phosphatase inhibitor activity; signaling receptor activity. The record is from RefSeq and is a predicted model, not a curated record.